GAAAAACAAAAACAAAAAAAAAAAAAACAGAGAGCGAUUUAGGGUUUAUCGGAGAACCGAUUAAACUUGCGAAUCGAAUAAAAAAGAUAAAAACUUGGAAGAAGAAGAAACGGAAUGAACCCAUUAACAUUAGUGAAAAGAAUACAAAACAUAAAUUCAAAAGAAGCGUCCUUAGGAAUCUCAGAAGACGCAUCAUGGCAUGCCAAAUACAAAGAUUCUGCUUAUGUUUAUGUCGGUGGCAUUCCUUUUGAUCUUACUGAAGGCGAUCUUCUUGCUGUUUUUGCCCAAUAUGGUGAGAUCGUUGAUGUUAAUCUUGUUAGAGACAAAGGCACCGGAAAAUCAAAAGGCUUUGCUUUUGUGGCAUAUGAGGACCAGAGGAGUACAAUUCUUGCUGUUGAUAAUCUGAAUGGUGCCCAAGUCCUUGGGCGUACUAUAAGAGUUGAUCAUGUUGUUAAAUACAAAAAGAAAGAAGAAGAGGACGAAGAGGCAGAGCAACAGAAAAGGGAGGAACGAGGAGUUUGUCGUGCUUUUCAGAGAGGUGAUUGUACCCGUGGAGCUGGAUGUAAAUUCUCCCAUAAUGAGCAAAGAGCUGCAAACACAGGCUGGGGUGCCCAAGAUGCCAAAAAUUCUAGAUGGGGGAAUGACAAGUUUGAAGGUGCAACAAGAGGACCAGGCCCUUCAAACCAGGUACAAGACACAAGGAUGCAGGACAAAGAUGCAAGAAAUUCCAGGAUUGAGAAACACAGUUAUCACAGAACAAAAGAAACAAAUUCAAGAGAUGAAGACACCAAAAGCAGAUCGAAAGUAGAGAAGAAAGACGAGGACUCUCACGGGAAUGGGAAAAAGCCACCCAGGUUUGAUCCAGAAGAUCAUGAUCGGAGGAAGGACAAAAAGUCAAAACAUGAUUCGGGAUCGUAUAGAAGAGAAUAUCAAGAAGCUGAUGGAAGAACCAGCCGUGAAAAAUCGGAUAGAAGAAGCAGUCGUGGAGAAUCUGCCUCGCGUGACCACAGAAGAAAGGAUGAAGACUACCGGGAAAGAUCACACAGAGGAUGAAUCUGUCUAGCAUUGUAAGAUACGGAUAACUGGUUGCUUGGAGGGCACAAAUUGCGAUUGUUCUCUACCACAUCUCUCAGUAAAGUAGUUUUUCAUGAAUAGUUAGUCUUACUCUUAUGGCGGUCAAAUGAGCAAGUUGGCGUGAUGUUAGGGUUUUUGGUUGAAUAUCAGGUGUCAAUGUUGAGAUGUGCUAUCGCGUUGUAUCAAUUUGGUCUAUCCUUGCCAAGUUUGGCUUGUGAUUAACUUCUUGCUCUCAUAACCUAAGCCUCUUUUGUGUGUCAAAAAGAAAUUACAUCUUUGGUUUCUCUGUUAUUAGCUGUAACCUGCAUUAUUAUAUAUUUUUUUUAGUAA
Messenger RNA from Erigeron canadensis, 1404 nucleotides. RefSeq names its product zinc finger CCCH domain-containing protein 25. Gene Ontology annotation, cellular component: U2 snRNP; catalytic step 2 spliceosome; precatalytic spliceosome. Gene Ontology annotation, molecular function: RNA binding; metal ion binding. Gene Ontology annotation, biological process: mRNA splicing, via spliceosome. The transcript is spliced from 4 exons. Lineage: Eukaryota; Viridiplantae; Streptophyta; Magnoliopsida; Asterales; Asteraceae. Bases 115 to 1053 code for a protein of 312 amino acids. The record is from RefSeq and is a predicted model, not a curated record.